AUGCAUGGGAACAAAACGCCAUCUUUCUGCUGCCCACCUUUUCCCCCACUUUGCCCCCUUCGCAUGCACGUCCUUUCAGACUGGAUCAACACCCUUCCUGUGAGCAGCGCCAUUCUCCCGCCCUUCACCAUUCUCACCAAGGGCACCAAGCGCGAAACAGCAGGGAAGUUCAUGGCAAGGCCAGUCACCCUCUUCGCAUACCCGCCCGGCCUGUCCCAGACCACCCAGGGAUGCGGUGUGGAGCUGGCUUUCUCAGUCAACUUCACCUUCUCCCUCGUUCCCGAGUCUGGCAUUACUGGGUCCAAUGGCUUUGCGUUUGUAAUCGCAGCAAAGGCCAAGGUGGGGAGGGGAGACGGCGUGGGGUAUGGCGGGGUGGGAGCACGGAGUCUAGCGGUGGAGUUUGACACGUUUCAGAACGGCAACCACAGCGAUGUGAGCCGGCAGCACGUGGGGCUCAAUAUCAACGGCCUGGAUCGAUCCUUGGUUGCUGAGGUGUCCCCUUACACACUCACAGAUGGCAAUGCAUACACAGCAUGGGUGGACUAUGAACCUGGGCCUGGGUAUCCUGGGGAUCCCGGCACCAUGCGGGUGUUUCUAGCUGGGUCCAUGACAAAGCCAGAGGAGCCGUUGCUACAGCAGGAUUUGUCUCUGUGUGCGGUGCUUCAGGGUGGUGUGCGGCAGGGCGCGUUUUACUUUGGUUUUGUGGCGUCCACUACUAUGAAGCCAUUCCAGCUGCAUGGCAUUGUGCGCUCUGCCAUGCAAACAGAUGCGUGCUGGGCGUAUGCGGUGGUGGCGAGCAUAGAAGCAGCGUACGGCAUUGCAAGGCAUCACAGCGCGCCCCAGCUGUCAGUGGAGCCGCUCUUUGCAGCCAUGGGGUUGGCUGAUCAAGACAAAUGCUCCGCUGGAGGCUCACCCACCGAGGCCUUUGAAAAGCUCGUUGCUCUUGAUGCCGGCAGUGGGCUCACCUCGGUCAGUGAAUCCGCAACAAAGUACCCCAUCCAGGGAUUUGAGCGCACAUCAUUCAAGGGGUAUGUGGGGCUCAUGCUGGCAGUGCGGCGGCAGCCAGUUGUGGUUCACAUUGAAGCCUCUGCUGACACGUUUGUCAGCUACGACGGGACGUUCAAGUACCAGGAUCCUGAGUGCUACACGGGCAAUCUGAACCACGUUGUACUCGUUGUAGGCUACUUUAUUAAUAGAAACGAUGGCAGCCAGAACCGCAUUGCCCCGCCGUUUUGGAUCAUCCGCAACUCGUGGGGAGAGGAGUGGGGCGACAGGGGCCACAUGCGCAUGGACAUUCAGGGAGGGGAUGGCGUGUGUGGCAUCAACGUGCUGCCUGGCAUCUACCCCAUUGUCAAGAUCCCGGGGGACCCGUGCAGCAGCAACAGCUACAGGGGCGACCAGGAUAUGUCUGGCAUGAACCCGUGCGGUCGGUUCAGGUGCAAUGCGGUUGACGACACCAGCUAUACCUGCACCUGCACCAUAGAAGGAGCUGCCCGGCAGCCGUUUGUUGAGGCUGACAACGGGAAUGGCGCCAGCACGUGUGCUUAUGGUGAGCUGGAAGGUUCUACCGGUGCGCUAUGUAUGUGUAACCAGCACAUGCAGCCUACCUCUCUGUUCCCCACCAUGUUCAACCAUGCACACACCAUGCUCCAGGGAGACCUCUGUUCAACCAUUGCGGAUCAGACCAACUUGGAUGAAGCCUCCCUGUCUGCGCUCAACCCCGGGCUUGACUGCUCCACGCCCAUCAAGGCGGGCCGUUCCGUGUGCAUCGAGCGCAACGCCGCAUUCGCCUUCACUGUCCCUGAGUGUGUGAAGCACGGCAUGCUCACGCCGCAAGACACGUGCGAGCGCCUGCUCCAGAGGACUGUGAACGAGCCUAACCUGAGCGCAGAGCACUGGACCGAGCUCUACCGCAACAACCCCGGCCUGACUUGCUCCGACAACAUCCCUGCCUCUGCCUCUGUUGUUGGCAGCAAGAUUGGCGUGCAGGUUUGUCUUAGGGCAGAUUAUUGGUCAUUCAGAUUGGGCUUCUGCAAGAAGGGGAGGGUCAAGCCAGUCUCACCAACAAUGGCAUGUUCAGCUGCUUAUCGCUUUUACAGCGGAGUUACGACCACAGCUAUUUCAAAUUUCUAUGAAUAUAAUGCUAGCACAGAUUCCGGAGGAGACGGAAAGAAGACAUCUGCAAAAGGCGACAGGAAGGCGGAAGUUUCGGAGAGAGAAAAUGAUGCUGGGGAGAGCAAGCAUGGAUUCAAGGACCAUUCAAAUUCUUCACGAGAUGCAACAGUGUCAGUGCCAGAAAGCGUCUACCUUCUACGACCCAAAGUAUCAGACUGGGAUGCAAAGCGAGCAGCACACAUAGCGGCGAACCCGGGGUGCAACCGGACGUCAAAGGGCAAGCCACGGGUGAUGAUUGUGACAGGGUCCAACAGCAAGCCGUGCGGGGAGCACGGAGAGAGCGACUUUCUGCUUCUCAAAUUCCUCAAGAAUAAGCAGGACUACGCGCGUAUCCACGACCUGCCGAUAUUCUAUGGCAUGGGUGCCAUGAACAAGGAUUUUCCCGGGUUUUGGGUGAAGAUUCCUCUGCUGCGCAUGCUCAUGCUCAGGUACCCAGAGGUGGAGUGGUUCUUCUGGAUUGAUUCAGACGCCAUGAUCACAGACAUGGCAUUUGAGUAUCCGAUAGAGGAGCACUCGUCUUCCACCGUCGUCCUAUCUGGCUUCCCAGAUACACUUUUCAAGCAAAGGGACUGGGUGGCCAUCAACACUGGAGCCUUUUUCAUAAAAAACUCCCAGGAUGGGUUGGACUUUCUGGAUGACUGGUCAACGUUUGGAAGCAGUGAGGCAGUGCGCUUGCAAUGGGGCCACGUUGCCAGCAAAACGUUGCGUGGCCGUUCUGAUUGGGCAGUGGAUGAUCAGACAGCUCUGGUGCUGCUGCUGCUGGGGGAGGGGGAGACCCCUGAAAGCCAGAAGAAGGGUUUGAUGCCUCUCAAGGACAAAUGGCUUCCGCGCAUUAAGCUUGACUGGCAGACAACCUUGCAUGGUUAUUGGGUGUCCUUUGUUGACAAGCUAGAGGAGAUUCAAAGCACGAAGCACAACGGACAGGGUAACUGGGACUGGCCGUUCACAGUGCAUUUUGUUGGCUGCAAGCUAUGCUCAAGGGAAGCGUCUAGUUAUGACCCGGACACUUGCAACAAGGGCAUUCAUCGGGCCUUUGCUUUUGCUGAAAAUCAAGUUUUGCUGUCGAAUCUCAACAUGGAUCGAGGAAGGCUAAGCGCGAAGCGGCUGCUUUUGCUAUCCGUGCUCCUCCCUGCGAUCUUUCUCUCCUACUCCGUGUUUACGCCGUCUGCAAUCAUCGAGACGAACGCAGACCCCCAGCCAGUAGUGUCCCCGGGGUCGCGGAAACUUCACAUCGCUUCGGAAGACGGGGAUUCGUCGGAUGGCUUACCGGAGAAACCUAGAAAGGAAGAUUCCGAUGUAAUAAUGACCGAGGUGGAGGCGAGUUCGAGAACACCUGCAAAAGGCGAAAUCAAGGCGGAAGAAAACGAAGUUGAUGCUGGAAAGAACAAGCAUGGUUCAAAGGAGCAAUCGGAUUCUUCUGGAGAUGCAGCUGCAAAGAAAGCAUCUAAGGACGAAACGGCAGUGUCAUUCCCGGAAAGCGUCUAUCUCCUACGACCCAAAAUAUCAGACUGGGACGCAAAGCGAGCAGCACACAUAGCGGCGAACCCGGGGUGCAACCGAACUGCUAAGGGCAAGCCACGGGUGAUGAUUGUGUCAGGGUCCAACAGCAAGCCGUGCGGGGAGCACGGAGAGAGCGACUUUCUGCUUCUCAAAUUCCUCAAGAAUAAGCAGGACUACGCGCGUAUCCACGACCUGCCGAUCUUCUAUGCCAUGGGUCCCAUGAACAAGAAUUUUCCCGCGUUCUGGGUGAAGAUUCCUCUGCUGCGCAUGCUCAUGCUCAAGUACAAGGAGGUGGAGUGGUUCUUCUGGAUUGAUUCUGACGCCAUGAUCACAGACAUGGCGUUUGAGUACCCGAUCGAGGAACACUCGUCUGCCACCGUCGUCUUAUCUGGCUUUCCGGAUACCCUCUACAAGCAAAGGGAUUGGGUGGCCAUUAACACUGGAGCUUUUUUCAUAAAAAACAGCCAGGAUGGGUUGGACUUUCUGGAUGACUGGUCAACGUUUGGCAGCAGUGAGGAAGUGCGCAAGCAAUGGGGCCACGUUGCCAGCAAAACGUUGCGUGGCCGUGCUGAUUGGCCAGUGGAUGAUCAGACGGCUCUGGUCCUGCUGUUGCUGGGGGAAGGGGAGACCCCUGAAAGCCAGAAGAAGGGCGUGACUCCUCGCAAGGACAAAUGGCAACCACGCAUUGAGAUCGAUUGGCGGACAACCCUGCAUGGUUACUGGGUGUCCUUCGUUGACAAGCUGGAGGAGAUUCAAAGCACGAAGCACAACGGACAGGGUAAUUGGGAGUGGCCGUUCACAGUGCAUUUUGUUGGCUGCAAGCUAUGCUCAAGGGAAGCGUCUGAUUACGAUCCCGACGUUUGCAACAAGGGCAUUCAUCGGGCCUUUGCGUUUGCUGAAAACCAAAUUUUGGGUGAAUUUGGCCUCCAUCAUGCUAAUUUGAGCGAGCCAGCGAUCUCCCUCUGCUCGAAUCUCGAGAAGCCUCAAGGCUUGUCUUUGACAAUGGGAUCGUUGGCGCUGCCAACGCGCUCUCUCGGUGCGCAGCGGCCAGGCACGAAUGCAAAGCUGGCUCUUUUCACCCCCGCCAACUACCACGUGCCACGUAGCAAAACACCGCCGGCUGGCGGCGGAUCCGCGUCCGCGUUCCCCUUCCCUGGCGGCCUUUGUUCUUUCCUACCCCAUAGCCUCGUGUUCCGCGCGAUCGCCGCGGUGCUGCUCGUGCUCCUCGCCGUCUCGCUGGAGCUUCUCCUGCUUACUUUCUUCCAAUCCCGUGCUGCCACGUCACCGCUCAAAGCUCUGUUUCCCCAGCGACCAGCUCCCGCCGCUCCGCCGAUCUCCGAUCCCCCCGCCGCCCCGCAGCUUGCGCCAGUGCUAGCGAAAGACUCCCCCUCAGAAUCCGCGCGCGACAGUGGCAGCGUCGGCGGCGGCGGCGUCCCCGUUGCCCCUGUCUUGCCCACCUGGACAAUGAUCCCGCGCAUUGUGCCGCUGGUGGCGCCGACUUUCGAACCGCCGCCGCUGGCGGUGGUCUGGGCGGGGUCUAAAUGCAGCGACGAUUGCCACAAUCGAGGCACCUGUAACGAGGAAAUCGGUGCAUGUAGGUGCAUGCCCGGAUAUGGGGGUGAGCACUGCACAGAGCUGGUAAUGCCUGGGUGCACGAAGAUUCCAGGAAAUGAGGACGCGGGAGAGAAGGCGGAUGAGGGGAACGGUGGUGGUGUGGUUGCCAUGUCGCCGUGUUUCGUCCACUCUUCCUGCGCCUGGAAGGCAUGUGAGGCAGUGGCGGAGGGUGUGGGGUGUGUGAACGCGUGCAGUGGGCGAGGGGAGUGCGUGGAGGGCACGUGCCGCUGCCAGUACUGGACGUUUGGAGUUGACUGCUCGCUGUUUGUUGGCACCAUGGGCGGAAUCAGGAACCUCCUCUUCCCCCCGUUCCGCUGGGCGCACCACAUACCUCCCCCUUCGCUCGCGCUGAUCGCCGCAUCCCGUCCGCUCAUCUACGUAUACGACCUGCCCUCGCCCUCCACCACAUGGCCCCUGCGCCUCUCCCCACGCUCCCCUCACAUCGAGCCACUGCUCUUCCUCGAACGCCUGCUAAACAGCGGGCACCGCUCUGCAACCCCUGAUACCGCAGACUUGUUCUACGUGCCACUCUUCUUCCGGUGGGUGUGCUUCAAUGACAAGGCACUCGAUGUCAGCCUCCUAGCAUCCACAAUCACCUACAUCCGCACCACAUGGCCCUACUGGGACCGCCGCAACGGCUCUCAUCACAUCUUCCUCCUCCCCGCCCCCCUCUCUCGCUGCACUAUCGAGGAUUCCGCGUCCACCGAACCCCUCCUCUCACGCAGUAUCGUACUCUCCACGUGCGGUUACACCCGCUCGCUCGCUCCCCCCUCAUCCCGCGGUCAAGGGGAGGCAACGGAGCAGCAGAAUCAAGACUCAUCAAAUUCAGCGCCGCUGCCACAGCUGCCGUGCUUUCAGCGGGGGCGGGACGUGGUGAUACCGCCUGUGCUGCGGUUGAAGGAUUACCAUGCGAUUCCAUUCUUGGAAUUAAUGAGAGAGGAAGUCUCCCCUGCUGACAGUAGCAACGGCAGCGAUGGAGACAGCAGCGGCAGUGUUGACAAUUUCUCUGUCUUGCCCCCUCGCCCGACAAUUCUUUUCGCCUGCUUUGCUGCUUCAGACCAGCAGCAGCAGAAUCACACGGGUCUGGGUUCCUCCGUGGGAAAACGCUUUUUGGAGCUCUUUGAAUCGCGAGCAGCUGAGCUCAAGUGGCAAAUAGAGGUGCGGGAAUCAGCCAAGGUGCGGGUAUCCGACUUGCUCAACGCAACCUUCUGCCUCACCACAGCCACCCAUGGCCGGUAUUCAUCGGCUGUAGCGAGCGUGCUAGCCGGGUGCAUUCCCGUGGUGGUCCAAUCACACUCUCUCCUCCCUCUCGACAACCCUCACGGGCUCAACUGGACCGCGUUCUCCCUCCGCGUCUCUCUUGCAAACCUCCCGGAUCUCCCGGUUCUCCUCUCCUCCCUCUCCCCGCAAGCCGUUGCUGCGAUGCAGCGGGGGUUGCGAGAGGCGUGGCCGAAGCUGGUGUGGGCGAGUUCGCAGUUCAACCCGCUGCCUUCGAACGGUUCAGUGGAGGAAACUCCCACAAAAGAGACCCAGGAAGAGCAGCAGCAGCGCAUCCAAGCAGCACAGGCAUACGACGGGCCAGGCCCGGACCUCUCCCGCCCAUCCAAAUGCCCCGAGGCGUGCACAGCGCACGGCACAUGCAACGAGGAGCUAGGCCGCUGCGACUGCCCCCCUGGAUUCACCGGCCCCACAUGCGAAACUAUUGCCAUGCCGGAAUGCCACUUGGGGGAGAGCAAGGACAGCACAGGGACGGGAGUUGCAUACGCUACCCCGUGCUCUGUGAUCAGCACGUGCGCCUGCGCUGCUGCCUGUGCGCGGUGGCGCUUGCUGGGUUUUUUCGAGUGCUUUGAGGGGAAUCGGCCGGACGGAACCCCUGAGACGAACCUCUCGGCCAUUUUCUCUGGGACAAGAUAUGCUGUGCAGCUGGAUGCGCAGUUUCGGGAUGCAGCGGCGGGGGUGGGGAAGGAUGGGAAGGGGCGGAGAGCGGUGGUGAGUGAUGGGCCCAGCCCGUGGGCUGGUCCGGAGGAGUGUGAGAGCAUGUGCUCGGGACGGGGGGCGUGUCAGAAGGAGUCCAAGGUGUGCACGUGA
Messenger RNA from Closterium sp. Yama58-4, 7377 nucleotides. The record is from the annotation of a GenBank genome assembly. NCBI's taxonomy places the organism in Eukaryota, Viridiplantae, Streptophyta, Zygnematophyceae, Desmidiales, Closteriaceae.